AUGUCUUUCACCGUUGGCCAGGCCCUUGGCUACGUUGGCUCUGGUUUCUUCCACUCGUGGGAGACAGGCCAAUAUGCAUUUUUGGGCGAGGCUCUGAUCAUGGUCGUCUUCAUAGGCCUAACAAUCACUUGGCAGGAUCGUUUCAGCGUGCCGUCUCGGAGCACUGCUCAGCGUGAGGGCAAUCACUUGAAGCAGUUCUGUGUGUUGGCGAGCAACAUGACGUACGUGACUCUAGUCCUCGGUUACUCGACAUUCGCCUUCAUUGUUGGUGGCCUUUCCUACUGGAGUCCUGCUGCUAUUCGAGUUAUAUUCAGUACAUCUCAUAAGGUGGCCAGCAUAGGGUUCGGUGCUCUCACUGUUAGCACUGGCCUACUGGCUGCAUGGAGCCCCUAUAUUAGUCUAUUUUUCGUUCUCAUGUUCUUUGCGCAGUACUUCCUCUCGGCUACCACUGCGCAAUCUAACGUGGCCAUCAUGGAGGCGUGCAUGGCUGUCUGUGGGUGUACUACUAUGGGCAUGUUCAUGCGUGCUGAGUCGAACAGCUGA
This is a messenger RNA of Perkinsus marinus ATCC 50983, 543 nucleotides long. RefSeq lists its product as hypothetical. The transcript is spliced from 3 exons. NCBI's taxonomy places the organism in Eukaryota, Perkinsozoa, Perkinsida, Perkinsidae. Bases 1 to 543 code for a protein of 180 amino acids. The record is from RefSeq and is a predicted model, not a curated record.